AUGAAGCGAGACCGUAUUCUUGUUAAUAUUAUAAAACAAAAAUAUCAAGAGAACCUAUUAAAAAUGAAUGAACAAGAGUCGGCAAAGUGUAUAAAUGUAGAAGCUCAAAAUAAUAAAGAAAAUAGGUCAAUAAACACUGCCUUGCUAACAAAACCAUGUAUUAACCAACAAAAUGAAAAAAAUCUUGACAUACAAAGUGAUAAGGGUCUAAUAGAUGACUCUAAUACUGCAGAUUGUGUUCGACAAAAAGACGAAAAACUGACGCCUAACGCAAUUCCAAAUUUAGAAAGGUAUGAAGAAAACUCACUAAUAGUCAAUGAAGGAGAGACGGCCACAUCUUCGAACUUUGAACAACAGAAGAGCAAAGAGCACACGCCAAUAGAUAAUGCCUUACUGACCAAAUCAUGCAAUAUGCAGCAAAUUGAUACUGAAAUUAAAGUCAGUGUUACGGAGUUCAUAAAUAGUAUCCCAAGGAUUGUGUCUCAUUAUCUGAGAGUGCAGACAUCAUGGCAGUUUAUUUGCAGUGACAAAUCUCUUGCUGACUUAUAUCGUGAUUAUAAAGAAGCUCGUGAAAACAAACAGUUACCUUUCGCCACAAAGUCAACAUUUAACAGGAUAUUUAAUACAGAGUUUAAUAUUUAUUUUUUUGUUCCGAAAAAAAAUCUUUGCGACCUCUGUGAGAGCUUUAAAAACGCUAAUGAAGAAGAGAGAUUUGAAAUACAAGAGAGUUAUGAACAACAUCUUUUAGAAAAAAAACUAGCAAGAGACCACAAAGAAAAAGACAAGAACAGAAAUGACGGAGUAAUUGUAGCAGUAUAUGAUUUACAAGCUGUUAUACAGGUUCCAAAGGGUCAAGUUUCCUUGUUUUUCUACAAAUCCAGAAUUGUUUAA
Molecule: messenger RNA, 891 nt
Organism: Parnassius apollo (apollo)
Lineage: Eukaryota; Metazoa; Arthropoda; Insecta; Lepidoptera; Papilionidae
Source: the annotation of a GenBank genome assembly